Molecule: messenger RNA, 7372 nt
Organism: Styela clava
Lineage: Eukaryota; Metazoa; Chordata; Ascidiacea; Stolidobranchia; Styelidae
Product: mannosyl-oligosaccharide 1,2-alpha-mannosidase IA-like
Biological process (GO): mannose trimming involved in glycoprotein ERAD pathway; carbohydrate metabolic process
Cellular component (GO): endoplasmic reticulum; Golgi membrane
Molecular function (GO): mannosyl-oligosaccharide 1,2-alpha-mannosidase activity; calcium ion binding
Source: RefSeq, a predicted model, not a curated record
CGGCAGGAGUUCUCUGCUCAAUUGCGAUUUUGCAUGUCGCAGAGUAGGGGUUGGCCAGAAUUAUGACUCAUAAUAUGAGGUCGAUACCAAUGAAUAAACAUUGUGACUGAACAAAAGACGCCGCCGCAGGGUAUAUAUGGUACCGGUAUUUAUUUAUGUAUUUCGUAGGCAAGCUGAGCUACUGGCGAAUCAAAAAACAAAAGACUAUUCUCUGACUUCGACUUCGUCCAGAUGACGUUAACUGGUUAAUAAAGAGUGCUAGGUCUGUAGUGUAGGUGCGGUACGGUACCGUACGGUACCUGUCUAUGGAAGAUCUAGGAAAUAUGGAUCGACAGAAUUAAAAUAACUUUUGAACUUCAAUAGGAAAUGACUAAACAAUGAGUACCGGUACCGGUAACAAAAUUCCAAAGCCUGAAUGUUUCUUGGAAAAAAUCGGUAUUAUUUACAAGACACAGAGACAUGAAGCAUCUGAAUUUGAAAAUGUGCAAUGACAGAAUGAUGGUGACUGAAAACAUCAGUAUAUAUCAGUACCUAUUAAGUAUAAAUAGUCGGUGACAAUUGUUUUAAUUCUUGUUAAAAGAUUUCUUUUCAUAUGGCAGUAUGGGCUAUUGUAAACAUAGGAUCGUAAUGGCUGAAAGGUGCAUUGAGUUCUAAAAGUCAGAAAGUAUUGAAUAUUUUAAGUUUUUUUCAAGUCCUUGUUUCAAAAUCUUUUAGCAAAAGUAGAAUGUAGGUAUCCUACAAUACUACAAUGGGCUUUGUGCUAUGGAUGAUUAGAUUAUUUAUUAUCGGUGUCAUUUGUAGGAACAUGAACAUACUACUGAUAACUUUUUUAUAAUAUAAGAAUUAUUAUCAACAACAGAUAGACAAAUGGUGUAUUUUCAUGAAGAAGUUCAGUCUGUCAGUUUGUAAUGGUACAGAUAGUUUAAUUUUAGUGGUUCGAUUGAUAUCUGGUCAUAGCUGGGUCGAAAUCACAAUAGCUCUCUGAUUUUCAAGCUCCAAAAAUAUGAUCAGGAGUUGGGGCCUCUAAUACUGCCUGCUCUCCAGGCCGAAUCAUAGUUAUUGUGACUUCGCAGAUCUGUAGAUAGUUGAUGAUUUCUGUAUUCAUCAAUGAUUUUAUUUUUUUCAAUUUAUCUUUAAUGAGCAAAAAUAAUUAUUUGUGUUCUGCCGCAUUCGUUUUCCUUUAUGAUUGUUAUUCGAAUCCUGUGGGAAGUGACUGUAUGGAAAAAGAGGGCUCGUCAUUUUAAAAGGGUUCCACCUAAUAACAGACGGCUGGUUAUCGCUUGGUGUAUUAUCUUCAUAUUUAGUUUUUCUUUCAACUUCUAAAGAAACCCAAAUACAUGUAAAAUUGCCUUUUCUCAGAUUGAAUACAUACAUUAUUUAUUUAAUGUUCAAGUUGAAAAAUGGGAGCUUUUAGAGAAAAAAAAUGAGAUUUUUAAUAUUCAUAUCAAAUCUUAUCUUUUUAAAAUGUUUAGGGUUGAACUUAUAUGCCCUUUUUCCUAAUUUUUCUUUCUAAGAAUGACUGCAAUUAUUUUAAAUUAUUAAUAUUUCACAUACCAUGGUUUCCCAUUUGGACAUUUUUGCCAAUUUUCUCUUUGAAUUGUUUUAACUCAAUUUCACACCACAGUAACUGUUCAACUUCAUUAGUGCUUAAUUGAGCAUGUUAUAUUAAAUUGAUGAUUUUACAUAUAUAAUAUACUGUAUUUCUCUGUGUAUAAUACGCACCCAAGUUUUAGUACAUUUUUAUCAAGAAUUUUUCAAACUCCAUGCAUAAUACGCAUAUCAAAAUUCCGACCUCUCUUUCCUUGUAGGUGUUUUUUCCAGAUGUUUCAGGCAUUCUGUCUGCUUGCCUUUUGUUAACUAUAUAUAUCCGGUAAUAUGUUUUAUGUAUUUGCCUGUGAAACAUCUGCCAAUCAUGAUGUGAUGUUAUUUGACAUUAAAGUAUCUUGUAAAGUUAUUUGUCCCUCCCCCUUUGAAAGCUGACAAGGCGCGAUAUCCGAACGUGUUUUCAGACACCGCACUUCAGGGAAAAGACAAAGACGUAGGUCACUCAUAUGUUGAUUUAUUACAGUGAAGUUUUGCUGAUUUAGAGAAACGAGAGGAACAGACUAGACAAUGACAGCAGUUAACGGAUGUACAGCGUGUUUCUAUCACUUUUAUUUCACCAUUUUUUCUGCGCCUUCAUCAACACUAAAUUGUUGUUGCUUCUACCGAAUCAAGCAUGAUCUGAUUCUAACAGACUUUGCCACAUAAAAUUAAGAAUUGUGACAAUUAUUAGCCAGUUUAAGCAUAAAACGAGAAUUAAUAUUUUUUGAUAUUUUCUAGACCAAUGUCUAAUACGCACCCCUAUAUUUGUGAGACUAAAUUUGACCAUGAAAGUGCGUAUUAUACGCGGAGAAAUACGGUAUAUAUAUAUCAAUUUGUCUUGUUGCAUAGUCCACAACGAUGCAUUGUGGUAUGUUUAGAUAUGCCUCAAAUUAUUAAUGAGUGUGUCGAAGUGUUGAUAAAUUGUGAUAUAUGAAAAAUUGUAUCGGUACCUAGUAUAGUUGAAGUAUAAUUGUGCUGUCUAGCAUAUUUUAAAGUGUUGAUAAAUUGUGAUAUAUGAAAAAUUGUAUCGGUACCUAGUAUAGUUGAAGUAUAAUUGUGCUGUCUAGCAUAUUUUAAUUUUCAGCAACUUUCACGACACCAUACAUGGACUGAAAGAGGUUUUCCAAUUCAUUUUGAAAAUUCACUGUUUUCCAAUAGAAACGAUAAUCCAAUGUGCAGCGUUGUUUUGAAGUGGCUUAAAUGUUUUUUAAUAAUUAUUAAUAGGCUUUUAUUUUUUAUUAACUCCACUAUUUUUCAUUAGAACAUUGUCUGUUAAUAACUAAGACACUGUCCAUAAUUUUGUAUUCCACUUUAUACCUUUCUUAUGCAAAUACAUUGGUAAUUUCCUGAAGAUGCAAAAAUUUUCUGCAACAAUGUUUCAACGAGUUGUACGAUCGAUCUUUUACAUGGUUGAUCUCAAUAUAGACUUUGCCACAGCAACGUGAUAUACAUUUUCGUGAAACUCAUUUGGUGUUAUCACUAAUUAGCAGUUGAUCUCCCAUGUCUUUUGAUUUUGCUAUGAAAGUCUGAUUACAAUUUGUUUUUGCAGAUUAAUAAAAUUGACUAACAGUUGAAUUAAUAAAAUUGGCUCGUGAUAUUCAAAAUGAAACUAUCUCAUCGAUUUACUCUGGUUAUUGGUCUCGGAUCAAUAGCCAUUUUCUGUUAUGGUAUGGUUUUGUUUCUACCGAAGACUGAAAACAUGGACUUAAAGUUAAUGUUUGAACACCGACAUAAUGAUGUGAAGCACAUGGAGAAAGGAUUACCUCAAUUUCAUGCUACUAGCACUGUCAUUCGCACUCAGAAAUCAAACAAUCUUCAGCAACAACUGCCAGUGGAUCAAAUAAAAAUUAAUAACCUAGAUGCAAAUUUAAAAGAUCCCGAGCAAAGGCAUCGUAUGGAGCAGAUACUACAUGAUCAUCAAGAGGCAAUAGACAAAGCGAAUGAAAUAUUGUCUGCCAAGGCACAAAUUGAAAAAGACAAGAUGUCAAUGGCUGAGCAACAAGCACAGGAGAAGAGGGAAAGUAUGGAAAAAAAAUUGAAGGAAAGUGGUUCACACACAGUAUCCCCCUACAAUGUUGAUCAGGGAAUCCCAUCAGAUCCAGAUAUUUUGAACAAGAGAGACAAAAUUCGUGAAAUGAUGAAGUUUGCAUGGGAUGGAUAUAAGAAAUAUGCAUGGGGUGCAAAUGAGCUCAGACCUAUUUCCAACAGAGGACAUUCUGCAAAUAUUUUUGGCAGUGCUGCUACUGGAGCAACCAUUGUCGAUGCUCUUGACACAUUGUAUAUCAUGGGCAUGAAAGAAGAGUUCAAGGAAGCCAGAGAUUGGGUUUUAAGCAGUCUCGAUAUGAAUUCCAGGACAGAUAUUUCAGUUUUUGAGGUAAACAUCAGGUUUGUUGGUGGUUUAUUAUCUGCGUAUUUCCUUUCGGGGGACCCGGUUUUUAAAAAUCAAGCGAAGGCUAUUGCUGACAAAUUACUUCCUGCAUUUGAUACACCAACUGGUAUACCAUAUGCUCAGAUCAAUCCAAUAACAGGAAGAACAAAAAAUUGGGGUUGGGCUUCUGGUGGCUGCUCAAUCCUUUCGGAGUUUGGCAGUUUGCAUAUGGAAUUCUCAAUGCUGACUAAGGUAACGGGUGAUGAUAUUUAUCUGAAAAAGGUAAUGCGCAUACGUGAAGUUCUGCAGCAAAUUGACAAACCUAAUGGACUUUAUUUCAAUUAUCUGAAUCCCAAGACGGGAGCUUGGGGAACAAGACAUGCUUCUGUUGGCGCACUUGGUGACAGUUUUUAUGAAUACUUACUCAAAACCUGGCUUUUAUCUGGGAAAGUUGAUGAAGAUGCAAGAAAAAUGUAUGAUGCAGCAGUAACAGCUAUAGAGUCAAAUAUGGUUAAAAAAUCUGCAGGUGGUUUGACCUAUUUGGGAGAAUAUAAGAAUUCACGAGUUGAACCAAAAAUGGGUCAUCUUACUUGCUUUGCUGGUGGAAUGUUUGCUCUUGGUGCCAAAGGCUCAAAAGAUGAAAAACACUAUAUCGAUCUGGGUGCAGAAAUAACACAUACUUGUCAUGAAUCUUAUGACAAAGCCACUCUAAAAUUAGGACCUGAAGGGUUUGGAUUUCAGUCCGGAAAUGAAGCAACUGCUAUUCGAGCUAAUGAAAAAUACUAUAUUCUUCGACCUGAAGUUAUAGAAAGUUACUUCGUCAUGUGGAGGGUGACCAAAAAUCCAAAGUAUAGAGAAUGGGGAUGGGAGGCGGCUCAGGCUUUGGAAAAGAAUUGUAGAGUUGGAAAUGGAUUUUCAGGGUUAAAAAAUGUUUAUGAUGCCAAACCUGUUUAUGACGAUGUACAGCAGAGUUUUUUUCUUGCAGAAACUUUAAAAUAUUUAUAUUUGCUAUUUUCUGAUGAUGAUUUAAUAAAUUUGGAUGACUGGGUUUUUAACACAGAAGCACAUCCCUUCCCAGUAGUUAGGUGAUGCAUGUAUAUUAUGCAGUAAAUUUUUUAACUUGUACUGUAAUUUGUUUUUAGAAUAUACUAAUGUUUUAGACUUUUGUGGCCAGCUUUCAUUGUGUUGAAACGAACGUCCACUUUUAUUUAUUAUUAUACCUGACAAUCUGAUGGAUAUUGUCAUUGGUUCAGAGAUACAUCACUCUCAAUAAAAUUCGUUGCACUGUGAAUAUUGAUUGGACACAUACAGUAACACUUUUGUUGCUACAAUAGCCACUUACCAUACCAGUCCUAACCAUCAGUCUGAACUGCUUCAGUGAGAUCUCAGUGGCUCGAGUUUUUUUUUUAUUUGUAUUCAUUAUUAAAAUUAAUAGGUGCCUUUAAUAGUAUUUGCAGUGACUUUCCUAAUGCUGUCAAACAGGGAACUAUUCCCAAUGAAUUCUGAAAUAAUAUUUUUAAAUAUGAAUUCAUAAAUAUCUAUAUUUUUUUUGUGUUCAAUUAGAACAUACACAAAUCAAUAUACAGGGUUGUCGCUAGAAAAGCAGAAAAUUUUCAUUUUUUACAAAAAAAGGCAUUCGUUAUAUAUAUAUAUAUAUAUAUAUUACAUUAAUAGAUGCUCGAAAUGUCGUCCAUGCACUUCAGAGCAGUGGGUUAACCUGAAGUACAAGCUCGUAUAGCGCUUUGAAGGUUAACUUGUUGGAUAUCGUACCAAACUUGUCCAUUUGUAAAAAUAAAUAGCUGUUUAACAAAUUUUAGCAUGGAAUUUAGUAAUGUGAGAAAAUUCAUUUAAACAGUAAAUCAUUUAGGGGUAGUAUUUAACUACAGUCUUCCGGCAUGAAAUGAAUGCCUUUCUGGCCUUACUGGUAGACUUCAAUUGCUAAAAAUUAUUUCAAAUUACUCCUGGUAUUGAAUAUAACGAAUUUCAAACAUAUUCAAUUCGUUUUGGACAUUCUUGAUGUGAAAUGAAUAUGGACAAGAAGUGGUUAUUCAGAACAAUACUUGGGAAAAUAAGCCCUACCUUCUUUUAGUGUUGCAUUCCUAUUAAUUUUGUUAAGAAAAUACCUUAGUAACUUCUUUGUUCAGUGUCAAAGGUGCCUCAAGCAUGCAUUCAUAUUUAUUUAUAGUUUGAUAAAUAUGGGUGUCAUGGAAAAAAUAAUCAUAUGCUCUUGUAUAUAUUGCAAUCAAGAAAAUUCUUCAAUAUAAAGUUUAAUUUGAUUGUAGAGGUAACAAAUAUUAAUAUGCUCAAUAUAAGUUAUGUAUGUAACAGUUUUCACAGUGUAUUUUUUAUAUUCAUUUUAUUUUCCAUCGCAAAUAGAUCGUCAGCUACCUCUGGAUAGUUUGGUUCUUUCAGUUUCAUUUUACGAACUAGGCAAGAUAGAAAAAAUUUAUAGACAAAGAACGAUAAAAAUCAGUUGACGAUUCUAUCAAAUUAUUUGUCAAUCCUUACCCUGCUUGUGGGCUUCCUGUGAGCUCAUUUAAUUGUUUUAUUUAGCAUUUGUAGUGCCAGGCUGAUGUAUUUGUGAUAUAGAGUAACCUUUGUUUAUACUUUCUUCUUGACUUUGGUUUGCAAAUUUUCCAGUCAUCAGUGAAACUUUCACCACAGUGAUUGGUGAUGUAGUUCUUCAUGCUGUUUGAUGAUAAUGAAUAACUGAACUCCUGUCAUAUUUUCUAAAUCUUGCAUCUCUAUUUUUGGUGCUUUUGAUUUCUAAAAACUGCAGGUUUAUAGAAGCCUAUGCAUAAUGAAUUUUAGAUAAUUUAAUAUACCGUUUAAUUUACUUUAGCUGGUCUUGUUGACUUUUUGUUUUAUGGCUCUCUGUAACAAGUGAAGCAAAUUUUUGAGUCUAAUUUACUCGCCAACAUUACCGGGAUGGGCAGUGUAAUUUUCUGGUCUCAUUCUCAGCGAUAGGUCAAUCCUAUAACCCAACGCGUUUUGCACCCUUUCGUAUGCAUGUAACAUUUAAAAUCGAAUCCAUGGUACAAAGAGCAAACUAACUUAGACCGUGACUGUGCUGUCAAAAAAAGUAGGUAGUUCUUGCUAGCAAGCCAACAAUAUUUGUUGGAGGCUGAUUGAAUAAAGAAUUAAUAUGAAAAAGAAAGAAAUUUUAGUGUAAACAUCCAUUGUCAAGCGGAAUGUUCAGGGAUUAUGUAUAAUAACAAUCACGAAAACCACUGGAUACUGAAUAGGGAGGUAUGGGGAACAUAUGAUCCACCGUGUUUUUUCGGUGAUUAAAAUUGAAAAUAAAAGACCUCAAUUCAAUCUAAAAAUAUGUGGACUACUGCAACAGUAAUUCCUAACCUUUUUCUCGCAUUUGCAAUCGUAUUUAUAAUCCUCCACGCUGAAUAAAUAUUUUUCUCCAUG